AUAAGGGAUAACUUGGCUGCCGCAUCAAAGCAGUUCCGCAAAAGGACCAAAGACGUUAAUAUCUGGGGAGAUGCGUUGUGUAUUAACCAAGUCGACCUGGAUAAAAAGAGAGUGCAACUUUCAAGAAUGGGCCAGAUAUUUAGCGAGGCUACUUUCGUCUCCGUCUGUCUUGGAGCUGGCGAGCCCGAGACUAAAGAAACUUUCGACUUCCUCAAGUGUAUUAAGGACUUGAAGGUUCAAGACUGUCAUGAAACCGGGUCUCUGGGCUUGGAAAGCAAGGUAGAGUGGCUCUUAAUCCGAGGAUUCUAA
Hyaloscypha bicolor E is the source of this 309-nucleotide messenger RNA. RefSeq lists its product as uncharacterized. The annotation marks the transcript as partial. The transcript has a single exon. NCBI's taxonomy places the organism in Eukaryota, Fungi, Ascomycota, Leotiomycetes, Helotiales, Hyaloscyphaceae. The record is from RefSeq and is a predicted model, not a curated record.